CCCCUGUAAAUCCAUAAUUAUGAUAAUUUGUCCUAUUUUGUUCUAGAUUUCUGAUUCAAAUUGUCCUUCUCUGUCCUCACUCACGUCCCUUUCACCACAAAAACGUUUCUUUCCUCCCAAACCCAAAACCACUCCCCCUCUUCUCCUCCUCGCUCAUCUCCCUCGUUCUAAUCGCUCAGAGCAGAGAGAGAGAGAGAGGGAGCUGUCAUGGGAAGGCCUCCAAGUAACGGAGGCCCUUCAUUCCGCUUCAAUCAGGCUGAGGUUGCUGAGAUGGAAGCUAUUUUGCAUCAACACAAUAAUACAAUGCCAACACGCGAACUUCUAAUGGACCUUGCACAGAAGUUCAGUGAAACAGCAGAGCGAAAAGGCAAAUUUCAAGUGCAAAUGAAGCAAGUUUGGAAUUGGUUUCAAAAUAGGCGAUAUGCUAUUAGAGCAAAAUCAAGUAAGGUUCUUGGGAAGUUAAAUGUUUCACCUAUGCCUCGAGUGGAAUCAACUCCAGUGAGAACUAUUCCUCAAGGCCCCCAACCUAUAGCUGCUUCUAUACAUGCUCCUUCAGUUCCAAGCUCAGCAAGGGUUCCUUCUGAAAAUCCUAUCUUGGAGUUUGAAGCUAAAUCCGGAAGGGAUGCUGCAUGGUAUGAUGUUGCAAACUUUUUGUCUCAUAGAUCUUUGGAGAGUGGUGAUCCGGACGUGCUGGUGCGUUUUGCUGGAUUCGGACCAGAGGAGGAUGAGUGGGUUAAUGUCCGAAAGCAUGUGAGGCAGCGCUCUCUUCCAUGUGAAUCAUCAGAGUGUGUUGCAGUUCUCCCUGGAGACCUCAUACUCUGUUUUCAGGAAGGUAAAGAGCAGGCUUUGUAUUUUGAUGCCAAUGUCCUCGAUGCUCAAAGACGAAGACAUGAUGUAAGAGGUUGUCGUUGUAGGUUUUUAGUGCGCUAUGUUCACGAUCAGUCCGAGGAAAUUGUUCCACUGAGGAAGGUUUGCCGUCGGCCUGAAACGGAUUACCGGUUGCAUCAGCUUCAUGCUGAAAACAAUACAACAGCAGCAGAGCAGAAAAGUACAGAUCAUUUUAAGGUGCCUUCUACUUCUGCUGAAAUGAUACAAAAGCAGCACAAUCCAGUUUUUCAUGUUAAUGCUUCUGUCGCUCCCCAAUCUUCAACUCCUGAACUUAGAAAACCCGAGAUGAGCAUUGCUAUGAGUGCAGGAAAUACUAGUGGUCUUCCUGGUAGUGGUGGAGUCGCCAGUGGUAGUGCUCCUGUACUCACAAGCUGUACUGCUACGGUCAUCUCUCAUGGUGGUUCUGUUGGGAACAUGCCAGGAGGGAAUUAGUGGGGCUGCUUUGACAAAUUUGUCAUUUUGGUUGUACUAUGUUGUUAGUGUCUAAUUGUGUAGGAUGAUUAGUAUGCUGGGUUCGACCUCUUCACAACACUGGGUUUUCAUCAGUGUAUGAAUUGAGUAUGAGCUCUCCCCUGUAUACUAAUUCGGAAUAUGACUAGUCAAAGAAAGUGUUGGAGUUUUCAAUUUUACCUGUUAAACUGGAACUGUUAAGUUCAAGACUUCAAAUCUUCUAUUUCCUUUUUC
This is a messenger RNA of Fragaria vesca subsp. vesca, 1572 nucleotides long. RefSeq lists its product as uncharacterized. The record is from RefSeq and is a predicted model, not a curated record. Gene Ontology annotation, molecular function: DNA binding; chromatin binding. Lineage: Eukaryota; Viridiplantae; Streptophyta; Magnoliopsida; Rosales; Rosaceae. The transcript has 9 exons. Bases 208 to 1320 code for a protein of 370 amino acids.